CACAAGAAGUUUCUUAACAUUUUCAUUACAGCAAAUAUAUGAUACAAACACUGCUUUACUCAUUACUAGCCUCACAGUUUCACUGACUCACUCACUCUCUCUCUCUCUCUCUCUCUUGCCCCAGCCAUUCUCGAGAAGAUUCAAGCUUUGAGAGAAACAUCUUCAACUGAAAUCCAGUGUACGUUGGUCCCUUUUUUCUCUUCUGUUCUUCUCAGAUUCUUGAUUCUUUCAUAUAGAAAAUCUGUCUCAGAUGGGGUUCUCUCUCUUUUCUCUAUGCUUUUAGCUUGUUCAUACUGAAAAGAUUGAGAUUUUUAUUCUAUCUAUCCAUUAAGACCAACCCAGAAUUUUGAUUGUUUUGGUUGAUUGUUGUUCUUUAUGCUAAGGAUAGAAAUUUAAAUCCUUGUAUAAGUUGUUGUAAACUACAUUUGAUUCUUUGGCCAUGACUAGCCUACUGAAUUCAGUGUCCCCUAUUGCAAACCCAUCACCAGAAACAACUACAAGAAAGGGUUGUGGGUUCUUCUCCCAUGCCCCAAAUUUCCGUUCUUUUUCACCCAAUAAGGGGUUUUCUAGAGUUUUGGCAUCUACCCAGAUAACCAUUUCUCCAAAAGACACUGUUUUUACUCUGCCCAACUGGAGGUUUGGGAAGAAUGACUCAAAAAGUAGGGAAAUUAGACUCAGUGAUGCAUUUCUUCAUUUGGAAAAGAAGGUAGGGAAGGGGCAAAAGCCUAAUGUUGUACAAGCAACUCAGCUCUUGUAUGAUCUGUGCAAGGUAAAUAAGAUGAGAAAAGCGAUUAGAGUGAUGGAGAUGAUGAUUGGAUCAGGUAUAAUACCCGAUGCGGCUUCCUAUACAUACUUGGUGAACUAUUUGUGUAAAAGAGGCAAUGUUGGAUAUGCAAUGCAACUGGUUGAAAAAAUGGAGGAACAUGGCUUCCCGACCAAUACUGUUACAUAUAAUUCGCUUGUUAGAGGACUUUGUAUGCAUGGAAACUUGUACCAAAGCCUGCAGCUUUUGGAUCGAUUGAUGAAGAAGGGGCUGGUCCCAAAUGCAUUCACAUACUCCUUCUUGCUUGAAGCUGCCUAUAAGGAAAAAGGAGUGAAUGAGGCCAUAAAGCUAUUGGAUGAGAUAAUGGCUAAGGGUGGGAAGCCCAAUUUGGUUAGUUACAAUAUUUUGUUAACUGGUAUGUGCAAGGAAGGUAGGAUUGAAGAGGCAAUCAGGUUCUUCAGGGAUUUGCCUUCAAAGGGGUUCAAUCCAAAUGUUGUGAGUUAUAACAUUUUAUUGAGGAGUUUGUGCUAUGAGGGGCGGUGGGAGGAAGCAAAUGAGUUACUGGCUGAGAUGGAUGGUGAGGAUCGCUCACCAUCAGUAGUUACUUACAAUAUAUUGAUUGGUUCGCUUGCUCGGCAUGGCAGAACUGAACAUGCUCUUGAGGUUUUGGAUGAAAUGAUGAAGAGACGGUUCAGGCCUACUGCUGCAAGCUACAACCCGAUAAUUGCUCGUCUUUGCAAAGAGGGGAAAGUAGAUCUUGUGCUUAAGUGUCUAGACAAAAUGAUUUAUCGGCACUGUAGUCCCAAUGAUGGAACAUACAAUGCCAUUGCUGUGCUUUGUGAGGAGGGAAUGGUGCAAGAGGCAUUCUUUAUAAUUCAAAGCUUGGGUAAUAAGCAAGAAUCCUCCAUGCAUGAUUUCUACAGAGGUGUGAUCACAUGCUUGUGUAGGAAAGGGAACACAUAUCCCGCAUUUCAGAUAUUAUAUGAGAUGGCAAAGAACGGAUUUACACCAGAUUCUUAUACCUAUUCUUCUUUAAUCAGAGGAUUGUGUACGGAGGGAAUGCUAGAUGAGGCCAUGGAGAUAUUCUGGGUAAUGGAAGAAAAUAACUAUAGGCCUGAUACUGACAAUUUCAAUGCACUUAUACUUGGCUGUUGCAAAUGUCGAAGAACAGAUCUGUCCUUGGAGAUUUUUGAGACGAUGAUUGAGAAAGGGCACAUGCCUAAUGAAACAACAUAUACCAUUAUCGUAGAAGGGAUUGCCCACGAAAAUGAAACAGAGCUGGCAGCCAAAGUUUUGAAGGACUUGCGUGUUAAACAGGUUGUUAGUCAGAGUACAGUGGAAAGACUUGUUAUGCAGUAUGACCUUGAUGGUUUACCCAUUUAGAUUAAAUGAGAAUACCACAAGUAAAGAAAGAAGCAAACAGGACCAGAGUUUUGUAGGAGAAUGAUUUGUUAUUCAGUUUUAAGAGCAGUGACUGUGUCCAAUCAUGGGUAUAGACUGACCAAUGCAACAAAGUCUCCUUUAGAAGAUUGAUAUUGUAUUUGAAUGUUUAGAAGUGAACAAGCUUGUGCAUGAGGAUCUCAGCUCUGUGGAUGCCACUACAUAGCACUUACUUCACAACCCUACUCAUUUCAGCCAUUUCACCAUGGCACCCAACCUUUAGUCCUAUCAAAACCAGGGUCUAUUAUUGUUAUCUUUUCAUAAAUAUCUCGUGGAAGAUGUCCACCCAGUAGAGAAAAGAAAAUUGUAAAAUGAACCUUGGAUAUAAAUGGUUUUCAUUUCUUAUUUAGAUUAGUUGAGAAAAACUCAACCAAUUUCUGCUUUAUUCAUUUAUCUGACUUCUAUUA
Messenger RNA from Quercus lobata, 2610 nucleotides. RefSeq names its product Pentatricopeptide repeat (PPR) superfamily protein. Gene Ontology annotation, molecular function: mRNA binding; protein binding. Lineage: Eukaryota; Viridiplantae; Streptophyta; Magnoliopsida; Fagales; Fagaceae. The record is from RefSeq and is a predicted model, not a curated record. The transcript has 2 exons. The coding region runs from base 440 to 2146 and encodes 568 amino acids.